AUGCAAAAAAUUUGAAAUAAUAUGAGUCGGCUUUACGAUGAAUGGAAAAAAACUGCUGGGGACAAGCUCCCACGAGUUUUCCGUAAGAAAGAUGGAGAGGAAAACAAGUCAACCGUAAAGCCAAUUGUUAUAUCAAUCCCACUGAAGGGAGGAUCUGAACCUGUUGAAUUAACAGAAAAUUUUUUGAAAGUAAUUGAAAGAGAAUACGCUGUAAGAUAUUUAGAAAGCAUAGGAGUCGAUCCUACAAGAAAACAUAUUGAAAAACUACUAGAAGACAUGCCACUUGACAACUGUGAAAUUAAAGCAAGAUGAAGACAAACAUCAGGAUGGCUUGCAGAUGUCAUUGAUAUAUACCCAAGAUGUAAACAAGUAGAACAGCCAAAAACUGUCUCAAAUAACCUUGCUUCACGAUUAGAAAGCCAGCCAACUGUUAAGGAGCUGCCAAAAGAAGAAUUGGGGCUUACUUUAGAGCACUUCAGAAACGCUGAUCCACAUAUGGGAACUGAGACAGAAGCUGAUGAAAAAAUUCAGAUUGAUCUGAAUAUACACAACAUCAAGCAAAAUUAUUUAUAUCCCUUUAUGGCUGUUUCUUCAAAGCAAGAAUUCACUUCAAAAUAUUCGAACUUCGCCUUGCUUCGUGAACAAAGCAAAGAUAUGAUUGAGAGAGCUAAGCUCUUAAACCAGUCAAGUGAAGACUUGCUAGACUCAAAAGUCUUUAAAUUUCCAUUUGAAUCUAUUACUGUUGCUACAGCACACAUAAAAGAAAUGAUGCAGCCAAUUGAAAUUUCAGCUGAAGAUGUUGAAAAAGACAUAAAAUAUGUCUUGAAAAAUUUCCCACUUGGGUCAUUGCCGAUUCAGGUGCAAGCUGGAGAAAGAGGAGAAUUAUUAAAAUCAGCACUGGCUAAUGUUGAGUCAGAAAAUAAUGCAAGACUGAUAGGCUUGGUUUCUCAUUUUUGUUACUGGACUGUUUUCAGUCAUCUUCACAGUAUUGGAAUUAAUGACGAGCAAAGGCAACAGAUGUUUAUUACGAUCUUGCACUUGUUCCAUGAUCUUGAGUUAAAAUCUAAAAGUAGAAAACAAUUGUAUUUAGCUGUCUUCAUCUUAAUUAUGAGGAUGAUUGUUGAAAAUAUUUUUGUAAAUUCCUAUAAACAAUUUUUUGCUGUCCCAGCUCAGAAGAAAAUUGCCUGUGAAAAAAUCCAAUUUGUGAUAACAAAAUUGUUUGACCCAGAAUGCUUUUAUAUUAUGUGUUGCCAUAAUUUGGGAAGUUCUCCACACUUCAGGACACUUUCACAUGUGUGUAACCUAAUUCCAAUUGUGGAGUUUCUACAUUUAGUAGUUCCAGAGUAGAAUUAUGUUCCAUAUGUGGGAAAGUGUCCUGAAGUGUUGAGACCAUCCCAAAUUAUGCCAAUGUAUUAUAGCAGAAUUAGCUUUUUAGAAUCAGGAAUUGAUGCACUAAGCGUAGCUGGAAAAGCAAGGUCAAAGAUGAGUGCGAAAUAUUAUUCAACAUCGAGUGUAGUUAAAAGUCUCUUUCCUAAUCCUCAACACCCAAGAACAAGGGCUUUGCUAGCUAAAAAAGAAGCUUAUGAAGGGAAACUUGAAAAUAUGGUGAAAACUGCAGCACAAAUUGAAGGGACUAUGCCACUGCUGCCAGGGAAAUUGAAUUAUUAUCAGCAGACGGAACCAUGGAAAACUGAUGACUAUCUAGAUAUUCCAAGCAGGGCUCACUUGUUUAUGCUAACGCUACAAAAAAUGAAAAAGACAAGCCAAUAA
Molecule: messenger RNA, 1770 nt
Organism: Blepharisma stoltei
Lineage: Eukaryota; Ciliophora; Heterotrichea; Heterotrichida; Blepharismidae
Source: the annotation of a GenBank genome assembly